CCUCCCCACCCGCCCGGUUCCGGGCCCGGAAGGCCCCGCCGCGUGCCCUUUGAACCGGGAAGCGCUCGGCGGCAGGCCUGGGCGGCCGGGCUUUGAAUGAGAUCCGGCUGAUUCACUGCCGCCCGGCCCGGCCCCGCGCACAGGAAAGACUUACUGAUUGCAUCUUUAUAGCCUGAAAGUGGGAGUUGCUGCUGAGUUUGUUCUGCUGAGUUUGUUCUGCGAUCACCUCUUGCUGAGUACCAGAUUUUAUUGUGUGAAGUCAAGAAACUGCAAAGUCAAGUAAGCAAGUAAAAGAACUGUUACACCUGGGACAAAGCCCUUACUUAGAAAUAUGGAUAGACUUCUACGACUUGGAGGAGGUAUGCCCGGGCUGGGACAGGGGCCACCAACAGAUGCUCCUGCGGUCGAUACAGCGGAACAGGUUUAUAUCUCUUCCCUUGCGCUGCUGAAAAUGUUGAAACAUGGUCGUGCUGGUGUCCCUAUGGAAGUUAUGGGUCUGAUGCUUGGGGAAUUUGUUGAUGAUUACACUGUGAGAGUGAUUGAUGUUUUUGCUAUGCCACAGUCUGGAACGGGUGUCAGUGUGGAGGCAGUUGAUCCUGUAUUUCAAGCAAAAAUGUUGGAUAUGCUGAAACAGACAGGAAGACCUGAAAUGGUAGUUGGUUGGUAUCAUAGUCACCCUGGCUUUGGCUGUUGGUUGUCUGGUGUAGAUAUCAAUACUCAGCAAAGCUUUGAAGCCUUAUCGGAAAGAGCUGUUGCUGUGGUGGUGGAUCCCAUUCAAAGUGUAAAAGGAAAGGUUGUUAUUGAUGCCUUCAGAUUGAUCAAUGCUAAUAUGAUGGUCUUGGGACAUGAACCAAGACAAACAACUUCAAAUCUGGGUCACUUAAACAAGCCAUCUAUCCAGGCACUAAUUCAUGGACUAAACAGACAUUACUAUUCCAUCACUAUCAACUACAGGAAGAAUGAACUAGAACAGAAGAUGUUGCUAAAUUUGCAUAAGAAGAGUUGGAUGGAAGGUUUGACACUGCAGGACUACAGUGAACACUGCAAACUCAAUGAAACAGUAGUGAAGGAGAUGUUAGAAUUAGCUAAGAAUUAUAACAAGGCUGUUGAAGAAGAAGAUAAGAUGACACCUGAACAGCUGGCAAUAAAAAAUGUUGGCAAGCAGGACCCCAAACGUCACUUAGAAGAACAUGUGGAUGUGCUGAUGACUUCAAACAUUGUCCAGUGUUUAGCUGCUAUGUUGGAUACAGUUGUAUUUAAAUAACCAUUUUACUGUUUGUGAUGCUUUCUGUGUAUAUUUGUUUAUCGUUUCUAAUACUCACAAAACAGAGACUGCUGAGGCUAUAUUUGAUUAAACAGAGACAUCUGACUUCAUUCGCAGUCUAAGUGCAGCUCAAUAACACCUUUCAGUCUCUAAUUGUGCAGUUGCUUCAUUUUUUUAUGUCAGUGUCUUUACAGACUCCAAAUAAUUCAAGAACACGAUGUGUGCAAAAAUGUAUUACAUUUUCAUUUAAUAUUUUGGGAGAAAAAUCAGUAGUACAUAUAUAUUUUGAUUGUUGCAACAUAAUAAAAGUACAUUUACAAGCCUGUCAA
Messenger RNA from Anas platyrhynchos (mallard), 1593 nucleotides. RefSeq names its product proteasome 26S subunit, non-ATPase 14 (gene PSMD14). Gene Ontology annotation, molecular function: protein binding; metallopeptidase activity. The record is from RefSeq and is a predicted model, not a curated record. Lineage: Eukaryota; Metazoa; Chordata; Aves; Anseriformes; Anatidae.